Nymphaea colorata (pocket water lily) is the source of this 3209-nucleotide messenger RNA. Its product is annotated as protein ENHANCED DISEASE RESISTANCE 2. NCBI's taxonomy places the organism in Eukaryota, Viridiplantae, Streptophyta, Magnoliopsida, Nymphaeales, Nymphaeaceae. Gene Ontology annotation, molecular function: lipid binding. The record is from RefSeq and is a predicted model, not a curated record. The transcript is spliced from 23 exons. The coding region runs from base 474 to 2849 and encodes 791 amino acids.
AGUAUGUAGGCCAAUUAAUCACAAGGGCGAAGACGGCCACGCCUCUGGUUAUGAUAAUACCGGACGUCUCUCCCUCAAUUUUUUAAUACACCUCCUUGACCGCAUCAAGCGAUCCCCCUAGGUUAAUCUUAACAUCAAGCAUUACUACCCCCCACCAAACAAACCAACCGUGGAGGAAGACGAAGGCACAGCCCCAGGGAAGAUCUUGUUUCUUGUCUUACCUUAGGUGGCUUGGAUAACAUUAGGGAAGUACUUAUGACAGCCAAUGAUAAUGUAAAAACAUAAUGGACUUUGGUAGCCGUGAUUCGCAUAUACUAAAAAUUAUACGAGUGCUUUUUGCGUGUAAAACAUGAACAAUAAAAAGAAGAGCAACAGUGGCACCGAUCAUAGUAAUACUGGCUGAGGGAGGGAGAUAGGCUGGUUGUCACCUUCACCUGGCCUUCUCAGGUUGAAGGUGGGAAUCCAGGCCCUGAAUGAUUCGUUCGAUUCCUUUUGGUGGGGGAGAUGAGAUAGCCGAGAGAGAAGAGGAGGAGAAAGACAGAGGGGCGAGGGGCAUUCAGAUGGGUAGUUCCGAUGGCGAAGGGAAGAUGGAAGGCUGGCUUCAUCUGGUACGUUCCAACAGAUUCGGCUUGCAGUAUUCAAGGAAGCGAUAUUUUGUUCUUCAGGGAAAUCGUCUGAAUUGUUUCAAAUACGCGCCCUUGUCCAAGAAAGAGGAUCCCAUAAGAAGUGCAGUUAUUGAUUCCUGCAUACGUGUGACAGAUAAUGGGAGAGAAAACAUCCACCGGAAAGUGCUUUUCAUGUUUACACUCUAUAAUUCCUCAGAUCACAGAGACCGACUUAAGUUGGGAGCAAAUAGUUCAGAAGAAGCAGCUAGAUGGAUACAUUCGUUCAAAGAGGCAGCAUUGAAGGAAUAUCCAAACCAAGAAGGUAGUCUUCUUGUCUCUUCUAAAAGACAUCAGCAGUAUUUCAGGAAAUCAUGUGGCAGGUCAAGUUUCAGCAGAGGGAGCGGCCAUAAGUAUUUGUUAGGUCUGGAUUGGACUGGCUGUUCAUCUAUAAAUGCUGAACCUGCGACAACAGCAGAUGUUAUUGCACCAUCCCCAUGGACCAUAUUUGGUUGCCAAAAUGGAUUGCGGCUGUUCAAGGAGGCAAGAGAUGGAGAUUUCCAUGGAAAGCAUUAUGAUGAUCACCCGGCAAUAAUGGCAGUUGGCGUGGUUGAUGCGACCUCAGAAUCUAUCUUCCAGACCAUCAUGUCUCUUGGUGUAUCAAGAUCAGAAUGGGACUUCUGUUAUUCUGGAGGUGCAGUCAUUGAGCACCUUGAUGGCCAUACGGAUAUUAUUCAUGAGCAGAUGAAGAAAGAUUGGUUACCUCGGGGAAUGAGACCCCGAGAUCUUUUGAUGCGAAGGUAUUGGAGAAGAGAGGAUGAUGGGACAUAUGUAAUUCUGUACCAUUCAGUGUUCCACAAGAAAUGCUUACCUAGAAAGGACUAUGUUCGAGCCACCCUUAAAAGUGGUGGAUAUGUGAUAUCUCCACUGAACCAAGGGAGACAAUCAGUUGUCAAGCACAUGCUUGCUUUAGACUGGAGAUAUUGGAAAUCAUAUUUAUUUAAAUCUUGUGCACGAUCCUUAACAAUUAAAAUGACAGAAAGAGUUGCAGCUCUGAGGGAAAUGUUCAGGGCAAAGCUUGGAAGCUAUCCCCAUGCUGAUUGCUCAUCAAGUGACAUGAUGAGAGCUGUAUCGCCACUCUCACAGUCUGAACAGGUGGACAAAAUUGAACUGCAAUCUUCAACAAUUCAGGCUGUGGAAAGUGAGGAUUCACAGGCAGAAGAAUCACAGGAAGAGGCAUACAUCAAACCAGCAAGUCUGGCUGGCUCUUUUGUUCAGUUGAAUGAUGCAGCCGAUGAAUUUUUUGAUGUCCCUGAGCAGUCAGAGUUUGAGUGCUUUGAUUUUGAUGCAGACUGUUUCAUGACACAGUGUGCAGAGAAUACAUGGUCCUCUAGUGCUGCAAAUGGAAAGCAACCACAGGACCUGAGCUACCCGAAGCUAUCAAGUGCUGCAGUGUUUGUGAAAAAGUUGCAUGACUUGGCAGUUCAGAGAGGGGCUUACAUAGAUUUGAGAGAGGUCAUGGAGGAUGAGGUUUCAUCUUUCUGCUAUGGGAGCACUCUCCCAAAAGAUCCUAGUUGCUCUACAUUAUGCAGUUGGACAACUUCAGAUCCGUCAACAUUUCUUAUUCGUGGGAAGCAUUAUCUUCAUGAUCGGCAAAAGAUCAAAGCAAAAAGUACCUUAAUGCAAAUGGUUGCUGCGGACUGGCUCAAGUCUGAUAGGCGGGAAGAUGAUCUUGCAGGCCGUCCAGGAAGUAUCGUUCAGAAAUAUGCAGCACAGGGUGGUAGCGAGUUUUUUUUCAUUGUUAAUAUACAGGUUCCUGGUUCUUCUACAUACUCUCUUGCGCUAUACUACAUGCUGGACUCACCUCUGGAGAAAACUCCAUUGCUAUACAACUUUGUAAAAGGAGAUGAUGCUUAUAGGAAUUCGAGAUUCAAGCUAAUACCUUAUAUUUCAAAGGGGUCUUGGAUAGUGAAACAAAGUGUUGGGAAAAAGGCAUGUUUACUUGGGCAAGCACUGGAAAUAAAUUAUUUUCAUGGGGAGAACUACUUGGAGCUUGGAGUUGAUAUUGGUUCAUCAACUGUUGCAAGAGGAGUUGUGGGGUUGGUUCUCGGUUACCUGAAUAACCUUGUUAUUGAAAUGGCAUUUCUAAUACAGGGAAAUACUCCGGAUGAGCUCCCUGAAUUCCUUCUUGGAACAUGCCGCCUCAAUCAUCUGGACAUUGCUAAGUCAGUGUAUGCAGGAGCCUGAUCUGUUAUGUCGAUCCAUCAACUGCUGCUCUCCCGUAAAGAUGGGAAGUAGAGUCAGCCAAACUGCAUGCUGUGAACAGCAGCGCAACAUGCGUUAUUUGGCCAACAUGAAAAUUCUUUUUCUCAAGCGAUCUCGCAUCCUCAGGUGUUGAUAAUGCCGGCGAUUUGCAUGUCCUAAGCUGUUGGCAAGAUGCCUUUGUAGAGAAACUCAUUAAUUUGAAUUCAUUCUUUGAUAUGUGUAAGUCUCAUGGGUGGUCCAUUGUCCUGUAAGGGGAUUCAGUGUUGUGGGACAAUUAUCAAUGGUAUACCUACACCUUUACCCCUUUCCAAAUUUAACUUUUGAGGUAAUGGAUUUUUUAUA